CAUCAGUCGCACAGUUCUCACUGCAACAGCUUAAGCUUUCUUUCAAUCCGAUCGUAAGCCAACAAUCUCGUCAUGAACUUCAACAAGAUCUUCGUCUUUGUGGCACUCAUCCUGGCCAUCAGCCUGGGAAACUCAGAGGCUGGUUGGCUUAGGAAGCUGGGAAAAAAAAUCGAACGCAUUGGUCAGCAUACCAGGGAUGCCUCAAUCCAGGUCCUCGGAAUCGCCCAACAGGCCGCCAAUGUUGCAGCCACCGCUCGAGGUUGAAAUCAAGUCUCGAAGAUCCUCGACCCGCUCAUUUCUCUUAUUUAUUAUUAAUGCAUUAGGAAGAUUAACAUAAUGAAAAUAGAUACUCAAUGCCAAUGUCAAAUUAUUAAAAUAUAAGCAAGCAGAUAUUAAUAAAAACAAAUUAAGACACUAUAUACAAC
This is a messenger RNA of Drosophila melanogaster (fruit fly), 425 nucleotides long. RefSeq names its product cecropin B (gene CecB). The coding region runs from base 73 to 264 and encodes 63 amino acids. Gene Ontology annotation, biological process: defense response to Gram-negative bacterium; defense response to Gram-positive bacterium; antibacterial humoral response. Lineage: Eukaryota; Metazoa; Arthropoda; Insecta; Diptera; Drosophilidae. Gene Ontology annotation, cellular component: extracellular region. The record is from RefSeq and is marked reviewed. The transcript is spliced from 2 exons.